Messenger RNA from Linepithema humile (Argentine ant), 2099 nucleotides. Its product is annotated as probable G-protein coupled receptor B0563.6. The record is from RefSeq and is a predicted model, not a curated record. Gene Ontology annotation, molecular function: G protein-coupled peptide receptor activity. Lineage: Eukaryota; Metazoa; Arthropoda; Insecta; Hymenoptera; Formicidae. Gene Ontology annotation, cellular component: plasma membrane. Gene Ontology annotation, biological process: G protein-coupled receptor signaling pathway.
AUAGAGAAACAGAAAGAGAAAGCGAGAAAGAGAAUUGCGAGUUGUUCGUAAAAGCGCGAGGAAUAUUAUAAAUACAAAGCCAGUUUGAAAAUAAAGUUUUACAAUUAUAUAAUCGUCGAAUUCUAAGCUUGCUAAUCCCAUCAGAAGAUUUUCGAAACAGUUGGUAAUUAAUCGAAUGGAGAUGAAGACCUAUUUAUUCGCAAUGUAAUUCGAAGUAACGCAGACUUUUCCUGCUAACCGGAUUAAAAACACGAGAAUUCUACGUCACGUUAUGAUAAUCGACAACAGAUGCUCCGCAGCUUCUAAUUAAAGGAGCCCCAUUGUUAGUGCUAUCUGUGCUACACGGGCCAGAUAACUCUUCUUCAGACGUAGUAGCAGACUGGUCACGAAUUUAAGUUCUUUAUUAUUAGUGCAAAAUGAUUUUGCUGCGUAAUAGAGACAUUCGAGUGUUGAUACUUAUCGUGAAUAUACUGCAAUCAGUGGAUUCUAAGCAGCUUCCCUCAACAUACAUUUCUAGAACGCACAUUGUUUCAAAAUGUCCCCCCAUAACAGUUUUGGAUUUCAUUCAUAAUUCAUCUCAACCGGGUUUAGAAAUCAAAUGGCCGUGCGAAGUGCGCUCUUACUGGCUGUCGUUGCAGCCGUUUGUCAAAUUCGUACGUUUCUUGCUCCGCUACGUGACGCCGUUUAUUAUAAUACUCGGUGUAUUGCUAAAUACUGUAUCUUUUAGUAUGUUGAGCACACCCGUGCUAUGUGACUCCAAUUUGUCACUUUAUCUAAGCGCGCUCGCUAUAUCGGACAAUGGUGCAUUAAUUUUCAAUUACGCCGUCAGCGGCAAAUCACACUCCACAUUCGUUAAUGAUCUUUUCAUGAACAGCAGGUUCUUAUGCGGCACGAAUUCCGUGAGCAUGGAGCUUUUUCAAUUUACGUCGACUUGGUUGGUCGUUGCCUUGACGUGGACACGUGUCAUCGCUGUUAUGUUUCCAUUCGGCGCUCGUGGUUACCAAAAUUGCUCCGCAGUUAUAACUAUCACCACUUUAAUAUGCAUAAGCUUUAUAAUAUCUUUAACGAAGUUGUACUCUGGCGGAUACGAAACGGACAGCGUCUUUGAAUUUGUGCCGUGCCAGGAAAAGAUAAAACCGUGGGGCGGUGCCAUGUACUUUUACAUCGCCUUGUCCACGUGGUUACCGUUGCUCUUUAUAUCCAUCGGCAAUUUGCUAUUGAUUAUUCGUAUGAGAAAAUCUUACAAAAUUCACAACGAAUUGACUCAUAAUUUCAGAUACAAGAGCAAUAGAACGCACAACUCCAGUAGGACGUUACUCGCGGUAUCGAUAGUGCAUUUAAUUUUAUUGCUGCCGCUCGGAAUUGUCGAAACAUUGGGACUCUACUGGGACGUUUUCAUUAAGUACCCCGCGAAAGAUGCAGAGGAGAACAAACAAUACGUGCACUGGUUGCAAGAGAAGAUGUUGCUCAAAUGGUGCCGUGGCUUGUUCUUUCACAUAUACCACUGGAAUUUUGCAAUAAACUUUUUUUUAUACUACCUUACAGGAAAGAAGUUCAGAAGUGUCGUAACGCAAACAUUGAAAAAGUAUACGAGCUCGUAUUUAUUCUGCGACAAAAAUAUUUUGAAAUGCAAUAACUGUCAUAAAUAUUUGACGACGAAACGGUCUUCUACUACAUUUCUGAUAAGAAGUAUUAUGCGAAGAAAACAAUUUAUCGACGACAGUGUUGCGAGAAGUAAUGGUAACGAAGGAAAUAGCAAUAUCACCUAAUUGCAACAGCACAGUGCAUUAGAAAAGAAGCUCUUUCCGGUAGGAAUACUGCAUACUUUACUGAUAUUUACGUUUUAUUGCAUAAGAACGAUUUCUUUACACGCAUGUUACAUUUUUUAAUUAAUUUUGGAAGUAAUUUUUAGGUACGGGAGAAACUUAUUUAUUUCUUUUUUAGUUUAUUUUGUAUACACAAGAAAUGUUUACACAAUAAACAUUGCAAAAUAUCACAUUGUAUAUUAGGCGUUAUUUUGCAUAAUAGCAUAGUCGUUAAGAAUUAAAUAGCAAUUUAAUUACACUUAGAGGAUUCGUUAUUACAUUUUGGUUUAAUAA